AUGGCAGAGACCAUUCAGGAUCGCGGUUCCAUCCCCAUAUCUCCAAGACUGCCUCCCGAGCUUGAGCGAGAGAUCUUCGAGCAAGCUGGCUACCAAGACCUGGGCAAUGCAUAUCAGCUUCUGUUCGUAGCAAAGAGAGUUUACCAAUGGGUUGAGCCGAUGGUUUACAGAGUGCUGUUUCGGAGGUCCACCCUGACGUGUUUUCAUGGGCAAGUUCGACGACGGAGACCAUAUCCACCUCUCGAACAAUUUGAAGCCGGCCAGAAACCCUCCCUGCGUCUAAAACAAGUUUCUUCCUACACCACCCAUCUUCUGCUCAUCGACUGGGUACACACACACCGUGGUGUUGCCAUCGAUAUCCUCCAGCUGCACAACACCUCGCACUCUGGAUCAUUGAUAUCGAUGGAUGGCAUUACGGACACCUAG
Molecule: messenger RNA, 426 nt
Organism: Cyclocybe aegerita
Lineage: Eukaryota; Fungi; Basidiomycota; Agaricomycetes; Agaricales; Hemipholiotaceae
Source: the annotation of a GenBank genome assembly